Molecule: messenger RNA, 1671 nt
Organism: Ipomoea nil (Japanese morning glory)
Lineage: Eukaryota; Viridiplantae; Streptophyta; Magnoliopsida; Solanales; Convolvulaceae
Exons: 1
Coding region: 1-1671 (556 amino acids)
Source: RefSeq, a predicted model, not a curated record
AUGAGGGGUAAAUCCAAAUCUCCCGGGCAGACGCUGCUCACCGCUUUACCAUUUUCUUCCGAGAUCAUGUCCUACAAAGUGCCCGGCGACUUCAAAUUCCCGGAGCAAGCUACAUUCGACGGAUCUGGGGACCCGCGCGAGCAUCUGCUCGGUUAUCAGGCCAAAAUGCAGGUCUUGGGAGUACAAGACCCGGUGAUGUGCCGCGCCUUUUUACCCACACUGAAAGGCUCCGCGCAAAGGUGGCUAGUGGCGCUGCCUCCCGAGUCGAUUCACAGUUUCGAGGAGUUGGCCGACCGUUUAAUGAGCCAUUAUGCGGCCAACAUCAAGCCACAGAAAGAUCUGACUCACCUGGGUGAUGUCCACCAAGAAGAAGGCGAACCCCUGAAAACCUACCUGGUUCGCUGGCAGAAGGAAAUCCAGUCUAUAGAGGAGGUCGAAGAUCAGACCGCGCUCACCUUUUUCAUCGAAUCUCUACGAUCCGGGCAGUUGUACCGAGAUCUGCGGGACAACCGCCUGGCCACCUACGCGGAAGCCAUACAUAUGGCCAACAAGAGGGCCAACACGGAGCAGGCUAUGAAGCACAAACGACAGCGCGAAGUCGGAGGAUCCGCCAGUGGAAAGAGGACGCGAGCUGAAACCAAGGAAAGGCGCCCGGAUGCAACCCGGCGACCCGAGAUCAGACGGCCAUACGACAGGCCCGUCGUGCACCCCUAUCGGCCAGCUCCCGAACGGCCAGUGCAUGAGAUACAAGCAGUCGCUCCGCCUCCGCCUCCGCCGAUCGAUGACUGCGCAGUAAACGAUGAGGCAGGUAAGACCCUUAAGUACUGUCGUUACGACAAAUCCUAUACUCACAUUACGGAAGAGUGCUUCUACUUGAAGAAGAUCAUGGAAGGUAUCAUCCAACAAGGGACCCCGCCCCCUAACCAGUGGAGACGUAGAUCGGCGAACCGGGAGGAUCGGGACCCGGUCGCCGCCGCGGAGAACGGUCGGGGUAAGCAGACGACUUCUGAAGAGGACGAGGCCCAGUGGCGUCAAAAGCCAGUUAUUAACAUGAUAGUCGGCGGGCCCGAGGGCGGUGACUCGGCGAAUACCAGAAAGGCCUGGGCUCGACAGCUAUACGUCGGGACGGUAUACGAGCGUGAAGAAAGCUCGAAGAAAGCGUGCCGAGAACCGAUCACGUUCACUGACAAAGAUCUACCCGCGGGAGAGACACCACACCGGGACGCAUUGGUUAUAGCGAUGGAUGUGAACGGAGUGGUCGUUCAGCGAAUCCUGGUCGAUACCAGGAGCAGCGUCAACGUGCUAUACCUUGAGACUUUCACGAAAAUGGAAUUGACUCGGGAACAGCUGAAUCCGGUCAAGACACCGCUUGCCGGUUUCACGGGAGACUCGGUGGAAGCAGAAGGAUCCAUUACCCUGCCGGUGGAAGUCGGCAGCUACCCCGACGUACAGAAGCUCAGCAUGAAAUUCAUCAUGGUGAACUUAGCCUGCUCAUACAAUGCUAUACUUGGCCGACCGGGCCUGGAGGAUUUGGGAGCGCUAAUUUCCAUCGAGCACCUUUGCUUGAAGUUUCGCACGCCCAAUGGGAUAGGGACGGUGCGUUGCGACAGGAGAGUCGCUCGCGACUGUUACCUGCAAGCCUGUAGAGGAAUGGGCAAGCGUGAAAUGUAG